Molecule: messenger RNA, 1095 nt
Organism: Ipomoea triloba (trilobed morning glory)
Lineage: Eukaryota; Viridiplantae; Streptophyta; Magnoliopsida; Solanales; Convolvulaceae
Exons: 2
Coding region: 1-1095 (364 amino acids)
Source: RefSeq, a predicted model, not a curated record
AUGUCGUAUUUUGCCAGCAAUGUACAAAAGAGGAAGGAGUUUGCAGACCUAUAUCACGUAAAGCAGCGCCCUGCAGAUUCACUACCGGAGUUCCUCAACAAAUGGAAGCGCGAAGUAUUGGGGGUCGCCAACUUCGAUGACAGAGCAGCCAUAAUAAUCUUUAGGAAUAACUUGCGGUCCGGCCCGUUUUACCGGGACCUCAUCCGGUACCCCCCCAAGACCUACAACGAGCUGAUGGAUAGGGCCACAAGGUUCGCAGAGGCAGAAGUGGCUGAGAAGCGAAAGAAGGAGGAGGAGGAGGGGAGGAGUCGGAAAGACAAAGCACCCCAAGAGGAGCGCUGGGCACCAAGGCCACCCUGCCGCGAGUUUGUCGAGGGGCUUCGGUUAACCCCUACGCGUUUCCUCACCCCCUUAACACAGCCCGUAAGCACCAUCUUGAACCACGCGGAAGGCCAAGGGAUCGUGCAGUACCUAGGGGAGUGCAUGAAGAUAUCCCCCAAGGUGGACCCCAAUAAAUAUUGCAGGUUCCACCACCAGACAGGGCACGACACAGACGAAUGCAUCCACCUCAAACGUCAAAUCGAGGACCUCAUCCAAAGGGGGUACCUCGGCCAGUUUGUCAAGAGGCCGGGGGGCCAGGGCCAGGCACACCAUAAACGAGAACUGGGUCACCUCACUGAGGAUGAGGAGAAGGAGCUCGACAACCCCGCACCCCAGAAGAAACAGGCCAUCCACGUUAUCUUUGGGGGGCCAGAAGGUGGGGACACGCCGACAGAACGAAAGAGGUGGGCGAGAAGCCUAUAUGUUGGAGAGGUCGUGCGACCCCCGCACGAGAACAGGCCGAGGCGUGAACCUAUCGUGUUCACAGAUGCUGACCUACCUGAUAGCCCCCUCCCCCAUCGUGACGCCCUAGUAAUCAAGGUGGAAAUCAGUGAUGUGAUAGUGCACCGGGUGCUCGUGGACACAGGCAGCUCGGUAAAUGUCAUGUACUACGACACGUUCACCCAGCUGGGCCUAUCGAGAAAGCAGUUGGGGCAAGUGCGGACCCCUUUAGCGGGCUUCACAGGGGACUCCAUUGAGACGGAGGGUCCAUAA